Messenger RNA from Labrus mixtus (cuckoo wrasse), 812 nucleotides. RefSeq names its product chibby 1, beta catenin antagonist (gene cby1). Bases 194 to 571 code for a protein of 125 amino acids. The transcript is spliced from 5 exons. NCBI's taxonomy places the organism in Eukaryota, Metazoa, Chordata, Actinopteri, Labriformes, Labridae. The record is from RefSeq and is a predicted model, not a curated record.
UUGCGCAGAAGAAUAAAAAAUGGCUUAGCUUGGAGACAAAAAAAAUCAUCUACCCCGUGAGAAUUUAAAUAAUUAGUCUGUAUGGAGGUAAAUAUAUGAGCCACAUAUUUUCAGUGACACAACAACUACUAACCCAUCUGUGAAGCAGUCAAGAGUUUCGUUUAAAUGUAAGGACCUUAAAAGAUCUCUAAGGAUGCCGCUCUUUGGAAACACAUUCAGUCCGAAGAAGACUCCACCUCGCAAAUCUGCUUCUCUGUCCAGCCUGCACACGUUGGAUCGUUCAACAAGGGAAGUGGAGCUGGGUCUUGAGUAUGGCCCUCCUGUGAUGAACAUUGGAGGUCAAAGCUGGAAGUUUGACGAAGGACAGUGGAUAACAGAAUCUGGCGGAAAUGCAUCUGGUAGAGAAUUGCAGCGUCUUAAGAAAAGAAAUGUUCAGCUGGAGGAAGAGAACAACCUCUUGAAAGUAAAGAUUGAAAUUCUCUUGGACAUGUUAACAGAGACAACUGUUGAAUACCACCUGAUGGAGAAAGAAGUGGAAGACGUAAAGACUCAACAUCGACGGAAGAAAUGACUAAUCUAAUUCCUUUUUUAUAGGACAUGUUUUCAUGUUUGUAGUUUGUUAAAGUGAAACUGUUACUUUGCUUUUUGCUUCUGUUUUAAGUUUGACAAAAUAAGUAAAAAAUAUUAUAAUUUGCUAAUCAUUUCUGUCAGGUCUCUGUCUCGCUUGUGUUUAUUGUUGGUACCGCUGAAUACGACUAAGUGACUAUUUUUAUAGGCUCUGUUCUGCAUUUACUUUAUAACAACAAAUCGGA